ACCAGGUACCCAACCGAACUGAGUUAUCUACCAGAAGUCAAAAGUCGGCAGUUAUUGCAACUCUCCAGCAUGGCAAGACUUAUCGAUCUUCCCGUCGAAUUGCUACAAGAAAUUGGAAAUGCUCGAUUUGGUAAUUAUCCAGUUCAGCAAUAUUUUAUUGACAAACAUGAAGAUGACAAGUUGGCUCCUCUCAUAUUACGCACACGCGACCUACUCAGCUUGACGUUUACCUGUCGGGCAUUCUACGAAGUCUUUCACCGUCUUCUGUACAUAUUUGGCGCGAAGUGCCGACGUCACAACCUUUUUGACAGGGCGGCAGAGGCGGGAAACUUGAUUGCCUUGAAACGGGCUGUAUCAUUCAAACUAGAACCAAUCCUUCUCUCUUAUGAUGAAAACAAGUCUCCCUGGGCAGACCUUCUGGAUACCGCUUGUGAGUAUGGCCAAAGAGAUGUCGCUGAAUGGCUAUUGGACCGCGGUGUGCCACUCGAGGAGGAGGAAUGGUUAGACCGAGACGCCCAAGUAACUUUAAAAGCUUGUGAGCCACUGAUGUUAGCAAUGAAGAAGCGCUAUGAUGAUGUAGCUAUACUCUUGUUAUCUAGGGGUGCUAACCCUUUGCCCACGACUGAGAGGGGUACCUCCAGAUCAUUAUUACAUUACGCUGCGGGCUGGAAUAUGAUACAUCUCGUGGAGUACCUUGUGGGGGAAAUGGGCUUAUCUAUCGACUUGCCGGAUUAUAAGGAAUUCACUCCCCUUCGAUAUAUGAUGAGAUAUACGAAAACCCCUGACACCGACACAGCAAUGAUAAACAAGCUAAUAGAGCUUGGGGCGGAUGUCAAUACCGAGGUUUAUGGAGAGCUUCCACUUACAUCGGCAAUUACAAGAGGAAAGUACAGACACGCAAUAAUAUUACUCGAGGCCGGAUCGAAGGUUAAGCCAAAUCGCCCAUUUCGGAACGUAAAGGGCCCUCUCCAAGCUUUGAUUUGGAGUACGAAAACUAUCAAUACAGGGAACAAGCGCGCUACAGGAUUUAUAAUAAUAAUGGAUCGUGAGAGAGGGCAGCUUGGACCCUGUACUAUUUCCAAAUUCGAGGCACAAAAGACUGUGCUCCAGAAACUGGUAGAUGCGGGACGCACGCCAUUAGAAGAAGCAUUCCUACAUGGGUCUAAGGAUAAAGAGUCCGUAGAUGCAAUCGGUCUCCUAGGAUUGUACUUGAAAGAUUUCUCCAAGAAAAUUGAAUUUUUGCUGGAAAAUGGUGCUAGGAUAGACAUUCCUCUGUCUAAUGGCCAGACAUACUUCCAAUGGCUUAUCGACUUCAAGGAUUACUACAAACUGAAAUGGUUGGGCAAACUCCUAGCUCUGGUAAGCAAGUCUAUGGAUAAGUCUAUGCUUGAUCAGAAGCAUCUGAACAGCGUUCUCCAAGAAGCCUAUAAGGCUAUCCACGGGCCAGAGAAAGGGAGGUACUUUUAUAUAGCAGAUGUCCUCGAAAUGCUCAUCCCCUAUGGUGCUGUAAUCGAAGACCCCGCCGAUAUGGACUGCCUUACAUUGUGGUCGCUCGAGUGCGAUUCUCUCCCUGACUCGCUUAUUCCAAUGUUCAACUCGCGCAUACCAGACGAAAAUUUAUCAGACUUGCUCAUCGAAGCUUUGGAAAGGGGCUCUCCAAAAUGGAUCGACUAUCUACUUGAUCGCAUAGAACCCAAUUUCGAUGCUUCACGUCGGAAUCCUCAAUGGAUACGUAAGGCGGUCGAGUAUAGCAAAGCUCCAGCAAUUACAAGGCUGCUACAGGGAAUCUCGGCUUUGGAUAUAAACCAUGUAGCCGAGGACGGAAUGACGCCGCUAGUACGCUCGUUCCGUUUAUUUGGGACGGAUCAUUUAUGGAAGGUGUUGUUGGAAUAUGGCGCCGAUCCGUUUCUAUCAGCAAAGCACCCCAUUUGUGCUAAUAUGAAUAGCAGCGAUUUCGAUCUAGGUAUUGAUUACCAUAUUGUUCGAGAAGCGCAAGGCGUCUCGGCUUUCGAGAUCAUGUUACACUAUCAUCCCUGGGAUAUAAAAGAAUUCUGGGAUGCAAGUACUGCUAAAGAUCGACCUGACCCGAGAUUAUUUGUCUCGUGUUUAGAUGGAUGGGAUAACUUCCGGAAAAAGUCUGAGACGAUCGAAUGGAUGAAGAUGACCAGCGUGGGAGAAUAUUUCUCUAGUUGGGUGGCGUUGUUGGCAGAAAUUGACACGGAGGAUGGCGGGGAAUACACAGAAUAA
Molecule: messenger RNA, 2247 nt
Organism: Daldinia caldariorum
Lineage: Eukaryota; Fungi; Ascomycota; Sordariomycetes; Xylariales; Hypoxylaceae
Product: ankyrin
Exons: 4
Coding region: 70-2247 (725 amino acids)
Molecular function (GO): protein binding
Source: RefSeq, a predicted model, not a curated record